AAGGGAACAUUAGAAAUUAAACCUGUAGUUAAUGUAGAUUUAUUGAUGACGAGUGUCCCUUCCAGUCACCGUUUUGGGAUAGUUUUAUCUUUACCAUAAUUUAUGGCAAUAUGAUCCGAUAUGAGGAAAGGAAUCGGUAGUGAAUAAUUCCGCAAUGGACAGGAAUUACGCUGUGCACAGUGUUAGAUCUUUGUUGAGUUUUGCCUGGGUUUAGAUCCCCAGAGCGCGAAUCAAGUGAGUGAGUAUACUUUUUUUCUCUCGGAUCCUGCGCUGUGUGUCCCUCUUCUCGUGUAUCUUAUCGAGGACUCAGCACAACACAUUGUGAAUCAAAUGGAAAUGACUUCUGGCGAUGUCUUAUAUUUCUGAGCUGUAUUUCUGGAUUCCACACAGUCAAUUGAUUAUGUACAAAUGGGGGGGAUGGUUCGUUGUUAAAAAUAGCCUGACACUUAAGAUGAGGUAGCGAGAUGAACAGGUUGCUGCUUACUGAAACUUACUGGGAGCAAAUGCGAAAAUAGCCUAUGCUUCACCCGCAUCCAACCUCUGUUGGAUCGGUUAAUUUCUCUUUAAAUCUUCCAGGAAGAUUUGGACAGAAGAGCAAAUACCGCAUCAAGCAUUUACAGAUUCACAACAAAAAUAAUCGAACAUUAUUUUGCCAUAUGUGUUAAAUUGAAUUGGUAAAAAAAAACGUUGACUUUUCGAUAAGAAGACAACAGAGGAAUCUAGCAGCUGCUUGUUGAUGGCACUACGCGCUUGGAGGACUUGGUUUGGGCAGGUUUUGCGCAGAGUGUCUAGGCUGCAGGGCUCGUGGUCCCGGCGAUCGAGCAGUCUCCUGUGUCUCUCUGCGAACCCGGAGCAGGAUUUUGGGACCUGUUACAGGGAUCACACACAUAGCAGUCUCCACUACUGCUCUUCUGUCCACCGCACCCACAGUCACCAACACGCGCCAGUCUGUCCCUCCUCUUUCAGCCGCUGCCAACGCUUUCCCGAUUGCUGCGCAGCCUUCCCGGGGGAUCGGAGGGGACAUGAGCCCCUCACUCGCCGGUUCCUGGUGGUCAUGAAGCGGCAGAACGUGCGGACCUUGUCCCUGAUCAUCUGCACGUUCACGUACCUGCUGGUCGGGGCCGCAGUGUUCGAUGCCCUGGAGUCAGACUUCGAGAUGCGGGAGAAAGAACAGCUGGAGGCAGAGGAGAAGCGUCUCCAAGGGAAAUACAACAUUAGCGAGGACGACUACCGCAAACUGGAGACCAUCAUUAUGGAGGCCGAGCCCCACAGGGCCGGAGUUCAGUGGAAAUUUGCGGGAUCUUUUUACUUUGCCAUCACAGUCAUCACCACCAUAGGUUAUGGCCAUGCAGCUCCCGGCACAGACGCGGGGAAGGCCUUCUGCAUGUUCUAUGCCGUCCUGGGGAUACCCCUGACCCUGGUCAUGUUCCAGAGCCUGGGCGAGAGGAUGAACACCUUCGUCAAGUCCCUCCUGAAGCGCAUCAAGAAGUGCUGUGGCAUGCGCAUCACCGACGUUUCCAUGGAGAACAUGGUGACGGUGGGGUUCUUCUCCUGCAUCGGGACGCUGUGCAUCGGGGCGGCCGCCUUCUCCCACUACGAGGACUGGAGCUUCUUCCAGAGCUACUACUACUGCUUCAUCACACUGACUACCAUCGGUUUCGGGGACUUUGUGGCCCUGCAGAAGAACCGGGCCCUGCAGCGGAGGCCCCUGUACGUGGCCUUCAGCUUCAUGUACAUCCUGGUGGGCCUGACUGUCAUAGGAGCCUUCCUCAACCUGGUGGUGCUGAGGUUCCUGACCAUGAACAGUGAAGACGAGAGGCGGGACGCAGAGGAGAGGGCCUCGCUGGCGGGGAACAGAAACAGCAUGAUCAUCCACAUUCAGGAGGAGACGCUGGGGAGAGGAGGAGGUGCAGGGAGGAGGCGCAGGGAGACGCAGGGCCAGUUCUGCGCCGAGGUCAACGAUGUGCCAUCUGUCUGCUCCUGCAUGAACUACCACUCACAUGAGUUUGGUAGCUGUGGGGGAGAGAUGGGAGGAGGGGGAGUGAUGGGGGGUGGAGGAGGAGGGAUAGAAUGUGCCUUUUCCCACCAGAACUCCUUUAGUUCCCAGUUGAACCCCCACCAGUACUUUCACUCGUUGUCGUACCGCAUCGAGGAGAUCUCUCCCAGCACCCUAAAGAACAGCUUCUUCCCCUCGCCCAUUAGCUCAGUCUCCCCAGGCCUCCACAGCUUCACAGACAAUCGUCGACUAAUGAAGAGAAGGAAAUCCAUCUGAGCCUAGUGCAUCAUAGUGUUUUGAACUAUGUGUUGCAUUUCAAUGUUUUUUCCUAAAUGAUAAAACGUUGAAAUAGAACAGAUCAUCAGACUGGGUUGGCUCAUCUACACAGACAACUCCUAGCUUUCCUUUUUUAUAUACAAGUACAAUGCAUCUCCAAUGUUGCUCCUAACCAAAUCUUAUUUUAGAACUUCUUUUUUUUUCUCUCUUUUGGUUGGUAUAAAGAUACAAUAUAUUGAAGCGAUUCAUAGGGAUUGAUAGAAGAGGAAGGAGCUUCGGAAAGAAAUGGAAAACCUUUUGGACAUGAAUUGUGUGUUUUUUUCUUGUGAGGGAUUCAACGCAUGAAGCAUGGAUACUUAUUUUCCCAGGAAAUUGGCCCAUCUGAGAAAUACAAAUCAGAACCAUCAGAUGUUAUCACAACUUUCCUCAUUGCCAGCUCAUUCAAAUAGUAUAGGAUCUUGGUAACAAUGUACCAAAUGAUGCACACUUAGCAUUGUAAUGGAGAUAUGCUAUUUUUUUAAAGUGAGUAUGCCUGUUUCACCUUAACUUAAAAUGAUUGCAGUUAAGUGCUUUUGAAAUGACUUAAAAAGCAUCAGGUAUUAUUUUCUAUAAGCAAUUCUAUCUAGGAAAACAAGUAAAAUGAUUUAUUUACAGAACAUCAUGCCAAAAUAUUGUUGCCAAUCUUAGCAUGUGCAUUAGAAGUCAUCAAAUGAGUGUUUUUAAUUUUUGUUUCUUUUUUUAAAAUAGCAGAUUUUGUAUUAUCAUGGUUUGUGUCUGUAGAUGUUUUCUUUCUGGAUUUCAGAUUGUGUAAAAUAUGAGGAUGGGAAAAGGAGUAACAAGGGUUUUAAGGCUUUCCAGUUUGAAAAAGUUGCUAUGUGCAUGUACUUUGUGAAACUGGUAUGCAUAUAGAUGUAUGGGGAAAAAUAAUAAUAACCUUGCAAUUUGAUUGAAUUUUGAUAGCAAAUAAUCAUAAUAAUGAUUUAAAAAAUAUACUUAAUUGAUUUAGCCACUUAAAAGUAAUGAUGUAUAGUGUAGGCUAAACAGCUUUUUGUUUUUCCAUUUUUUUCCAUUCUGAAAAAUUGUACAAUAACCUUUGGUCUCAGGUUUUGAAUGGAUAGCCUCUUUAGGUUCUGGUCCCCGAAUCAAAUCACAAAAGAUAUCCCGGAAAUCCGAAUGCACCUGCCAAACAAAACAAUACAUAUCAAUUUAUUUUUUAAAUAGUACACAUUUUCCAGGAAAAGGAUAUUGAGAUGCAUCAUCUUACUAAGCGAAGCUUCCUGUACUAUAGACCAGCGUGGGUUCAGAGCGCACGCACACACAUACAGCUCUUCGCUGUAUCGAGCCAUAGAGGAGCAGGCCAGAUUACUGUACCACUGCUGUUAUAUAACAAUGUUAAUGUUGAUGACAGGUGUAAUCCAAGAGUCCAAACUUCAAUUGUGUCACUAAGUAUAUAUACACGCCUUCAGCCUACGAACACAAUGACAGGCAUUUGAGAUGUAUACAAUGAUGUUAUCCUUGGGUUUAAAUCAAAACAUUGAAAUUCAAUGACAGUCAAAUGGCAAUCAAUGGGUGAAAAAUGACGAGAUGAAGGAGCAAUGCAAUACUGGCAUUGGUUCGUUAAGCACAAAAUGUGCCAAUUAAGUCGGCAACAGGGCAAAGGGAUGAAUACCAUGGAUACCAUUAGGUAGAUUUCCAUUGACACAGGUUAAUUAAACAAAAUAAAUGUUGUAAAAAAAAACGUUGCAAUGUGUAAUGAAAACGGUAGAUAUUGGAGACAUUUUUCUAAAGAUCAACAAAAAAUGAAUUCGUUUUACAGGAUAUUUAUUUUGUCUAACUUUCUUUGUUGCGGCAAAUGAUGAUGGAAAACACGUUUUUUUAAUAAACGAUGAUUGCCGAAUAAUUUUGAAGGUACGCGGGGAAAGUGUUGUCAUCACGUAGGUUGACUAUAAAGGUCAACUUCACAAUUCUAAAUGCAUACUGCUUGCAACAUCUAUUUUAUAAAAAUCUAUAAAAAGAAUGUUUCUUUGCAAGACAAGGAUUGUUCUGACUUUCAAGAAUGCCUGAAUUGCUUCACCUUGCUUUUAUGGUUGGCUGGCAAGUUUCGCCAUCCAAUUAUUUCAGAUCUACAGGAGUGCACAGACCUAGGCGACGUGUUGGCACAUGAGAAUUAUUAUGGAAAAUAUUAGUCAAUUAUUGCAUUCUAGUAUCCAUGCUGACCUUUGCAGGCUAUCUGAGACAUGAAAGAGAUAGGUGAGAGGGCAUACAGGCUGUUGCCAAUUUAUUCAUGUGGAAAUUGCCUAAAUGGGUAAUGGAAACAAUUCAACCAAUACAUUUUUAUUCAAGACUAACGUAAACUCACCCCAUUCCAUACAAAUGUGCGCAACCGCAACAUACAAAUGAGGCUACAAAGAAAACUAAUGUGACUGUAGUGACUGUGUUGACGUCAAAAUCGGGGGUGUAAACUAGGUUUCUAUUCAAGCGUUGAUUGACAUGGUAAUGGCUCUAUAGUAGUGGAGAAAAGUUGAAAAUAACUGACCCUCUGUUACAUCUUGACGUGUCAUGUCGUAACGUACAGCACACAUAAAGCAACUAUUUCUGUCUUACAAUCUCUCUCCACCAGGUGUAGCACUUCUCUCAUCCCUUAAAAACAAGAAAUGGACAGUGACGGGGGUGAGGGGGGAUACCUAGUAAUUUUUUUCGUCAUCAUUGCAUGCGAUUAUCAUUCUCUAAGCCGCUGUUAACUUCUAAGAUCACUUUAGCACCGCCCUAAAAACCCGAUUCAAAUUCGACACAAACCUUCAAAUAGGUAUGUAAUGACACAUUAUAUAAACUCUUUAUA
This is a messenger RNA of Oncorhynchus mykiss (rainbow trout), 5111 nucleotides long. RefSeq names its product potassium channel subfamily K member 9-like. Gene Ontology annotation, biological process: stabilization of membrane potential; potassium ion transmembrane transport. Gene Ontology annotation, cellular component: plasma membrane. The record is from RefSeq and is a predicted model, not a curated record. NCBI's taxonomy places the organism in Eukaryota, Metazoa, Chordata, Actinopteri, Salmoniformes, Salmonidae. Gene Ontology annotation, molecular function: outward rectifier potassium channel activity; potassium ion leak channel activity.